AUGGACUCUCGCCCAGCCGUUCGUCGGCCUCGUGCUACCAAAAGUCCCCAACGGAGGGUGGAGAGCAAGUUGGCGAUAUGGGAGCGGAUCUCUAGGAGGCAGGACGAGACGAACAGUGUUCCGGCCUCGUCCUCGUGGUCCUCCAGUGAAGUGUAUAGAGCGGCGGAAGUGACGACGGUGUCUGGGAGCGAUUCGUCGUCGGCGUCAGAUUUUACGACGUCGUAUGACCCUUCCGCAACGUCGUACACAGCCUAUAACGCUACCAACGCCUUAUCGCCGUACUCGGCCAACAGUACGGAAUCCCUCACCAAGAAUGCUACCAUCACUUCAACCUCAACAUGCUCUUCUUCCUCUUCCUCCGCCCGAACUUCUUCCAGAUCAUCAUGCACCAAAUCCACCCGCACAACAACCUUCACAUCCCUCUGGUCCACCUCCAAAUCCAAAACAGCUACCGGCACCGCCUCUGCGGCAACGUCGACAAAGUCUGCGUACGUACCCGGGGUGAUGCUGAAUAUGACCAUGUCGGGGGAUAGUGAUACCCAGGCGGUGUAUGGGGUUGAGGUGGAAAUGGGGCAUGAUGAUGAUGAUGGCAAGAGAAAGAGGAAGAGGGGUAUCGGAUGGGGUAUGGGGAGGAGAGCGUCGUAUGCGAAGGAUUGGAAAAAUCAGAUGGUGAAUCUGCAGGUGGAUCUGGGGUCGUCGGACAUGUGGGUAGCUGUCAAGGAAUGUUCAACAAGUGACUGCAACUCGGCACCGACACUAUUCAACGAAGACCUGUCUCUCGAUUCCGAUACGACGGCCAACAUUACAUACCAAACCGGCGCGGUGGACGGAACGAUCUACUGGGAGCAGCUGAACGUCGGAGACUUUAGCAUAGGCUAUCAGGCUUUCAUCGCUGCCACAGCAGUCACAAACGAAAAUCUCAAAGGCGGAAACUUUUCAGGCGUACUUGGACUCUCCCUCCCUGCUGCUUCCUCCAUCUUGGCCGAGAUUGGCGGUACGACAGGUUCCAAUCCCGACGGCGCCACUUUCCUCGACAACCUCUUUGGUGCCGGCUCAUCAGCACCUUCCGAACGUCUGUUCGCUCUAUCGCUCUCCCGUCGAGAAGAUGUACGAACAUUAUCAACAUUCGGCAUCGGAGCCACUUCACCCUUAUUCUGUCCUUCCCCAUGUUCCCCCCACUUCGUACCAAUCGUCGCCCAGCCCAGCCUUGGUUCUACGGGGUAUACGCACUGGCGGGUCCAGAUCCAGUCUCUUUCCGUCACCACGUGGUCGGAUGAGAAGAGCGGGACGGGCGCGACGACGUCAAAAGUAGCGUUGGGUAACAGUAAAGUCUACUCGACGAAAGGCUCGCCGUUGGCAGUACUCGAUUCUGGUGGGGUACAGAUCCUUGUGGGGAGUCGGAAUUAUGCGGAACAGAUUUAUGGUGCUAUAGGGGUGUCGAUGAGUUCGGAUGGUCUUUACCGGCUGCCUUGUUCGAAGCAGAUUGCAUUGGCGUUUAAUAUCGGAGGGGUGGACAUCCCUGUGCAUCCACUGGACAUGUCUUAUGUUGAUCCUUCGGAUCUCGGCCAGUCGACUUGCAUUGGUAUGGUGCAAUACUCUAGCAACCUGGGCGACAGUGGUGAUUUCAUCCUCGGAAGCACAUUCAUGAAGAACGUCUACUCCAUCUUCAAAUACCCCGACACCCAGAAGCACGUCACCUGGCAACCCACCGUCGGCCUCAUUCCCCUCACCAACGCCUCCAUCGCCUCCCAAGACUUUUACUCUGUCCGCGUCUUGCACGAAUCCCUCUCCACCGUCUCUACCACCCAGGCUACCAACGCCGGCGGGAGCGGGGUUUACAACCCCGGCUCGGGGACGGGGACGGGGUCGGGGAGUGCAGAGUCGGGGAAGAAGGCAUCGAGUACGGCGAUCAUCGCUGCUUCGAGUGUUGGAGGGUUCUUUGUUUUGGUUGUGGUGGCGUUUUGCGCUUGGUGGUUCUUCCUUCGACGCAAAUUUGGCGCUACCGGAUCUGUCCCUACUCCCGAUCUCAAACGCCGUCCUUCCACCUCGGGCCACAAAUCCGAUCACUCCAUGUCCACCCUUCGCUCCAAGAAACACGACUACACCAACAGGCAGAAGAGCAUUAUUGAUGGGUACAAAGAUUGGGAUGGCGAUGAGUGGGUGAGCGGGACGGAGGGGGGCGAUUCGAUCCGGCUUGGGUAUAUACCCGAGGCGCUGGAAGAAGGGGAUGAUGAAGGGCGGCAGACGAGGGCGGUGGCGAGGUCGUCGAGGAGUUUGACGGUGAGAAGCAGUAGUCAUCGGUCGAGGUCGAUAGCGGAGGAACCUGGGAUGGAGGAGGCGGCGCUGGUGGAUCACGUGGAUCCUACUAAAUCGCCGACUACGCCUUUUGCGGACCCUCUGCCGGAAUCACCGCAGUCAGACUCUUUCCCCCUCCAUCCCUCCAACGGGCCCUAUCCUUCCCCUAUCCCUAUCCACCAAUCCGCCUCCUCGCACAGCAAGAGCCCGAGCAUGUCCAUGUCGGGUCCCUUCCCUUCGUCACCGGGCCCGACAGGGAUGGCAAGGUACUCGACGAUGAGGCUUGAUUCUUCGCCAAUGUAUGAUAUCCGCACGAGCGACUACUUUACCAUUGCGCCUGCACCGUCUACCGCUCAGCGUGGGAGGAGAGGGUCGAGUGGGGUACUUGGAGGGGAGGGAGCGGGGCAUAGGAGGGCGAGCCCGAGUAAGGCUUCGGGGAAGGUGUUCUUUGAGGAGUCGGUGAAGGAGGAAUCGGAGGGUGGGAGUUGA
This is a messenger RNA of Cryptococcus wingfieldii CBS 7118, 2784 nucleotides long. RefSeq lists its product as hypothetical. The transcript has 5 exons. The coding region runs from base 1 to 2784 and encodes 927 amino acids. NCBI's taxonomy places the organism in Eukaryota, Fungi, Basidiomycota, Tremellomycetes, Tremellales, Cryptococcaceae. Gene Ontology annotation, molecular function: aspartic-type endopeptidase activity. The record is from RefSeq and is a predicted model, not a curated record. Gene Ontology annotation, biological process: proteolysis.